Carassius auratus (goldfish) is the source of this 8821-nucleotide messenger RNA. Its product is annotated as constitutive coactivator of PPAR-gamma-like protein 2. Gene Ontology annotation, cellular component: nucleus. Bases 798 to 3938 code for a protein of 1046 amino acids. Lineage: Eukaryota; Metazoa; Chordata; Actinopteri; Cypriniformes; Cyprinidae. The record is from RefSeq and is a predicted model, not a curated record. The transcript has 16 exons.
CCACUUUCUGUUGGUCCGCGGGGAAGUCGCAAGAUGGCCGACGUCGCGUGAAAGUAUGUUCCUCUCCUCAACAUGAAGUCGUGAGUGAGACAGAGAGCGAGGGAGCUUACGUCGGGCUUUUGUUUUUGUUUUAUUUUAGUUGUUUUACUUUAUUUUCCCCUUAAUUAUUCAUCUCAUUCCGAAUCGCGGCAGUCCCCGAUUUGUCUCGAGUAGUUUGACGCGUCAAUCACGCCGGGAUCUCGGCUAACUGGCUAACUGCGCGAGCUAGUCUGUUAGCCACAAACUGUAGCUCUUAUAACUGUCAUCCAUCACAGGACAUACUGUUUUACUAGCAGCUAGAGUUAGUUUUGAAUCACCUAACGGUUAUGUUGGAUAGCAACGGUGUAGUUGUUGUUUAGUUUUAAGCUAGAAAGGUUACAAAUAGGAUUAUACUUUGAUGUUAUCAACAUUGUCGACAUCCUAACUGUAGCGUGCGCGCCGUUAUCCUCAUCGUUACGUUUUAGACCGUGCAACACUGUAAUUGAUCAAAACAGAAAGACUGUUGCGGGAUUACACUAUUGACACACUAAGGAAUGGACACAGAUUGCACUUAAACGACCAAACGUACAAAAUAGCCACGCGUAUCUGAAAUCUUACAGGGGGUCGGUCGGCACUUGCUUUUGUAGGAUAAUUUGACGUUACCAGACAUUUCAACUCUUUAGUUAUCAAAGUAUAACCGGACAGAUCUAGUUCUGAGCACACAACCUAGAAAUCAGCUUCUUAACAAGAUUCAUCCAUCCCACGCGAUCAGACACAAUAUGGGAGUGCAAGGGUUUCAAGAGUAUUUGGAGAAACGCUGCCCUGGGGCGGCUGUUCCAGUAGAUCUACUCAAGCUCGCCCGAACCGCAGGCCGUCAGCCCCCACACCUCCACCAUCUUCACCACCACCCUCACCACCAUCCCCAUCAUCCCAGCUCGCUGCCUCCGCCUCCCCCGCCAGCGCGCAUUCUGGUGGACGCGGACUCCGGCCUUCAGCGGCUCUACGGGGGCUACCAGACCGACUGGGUUUGUGGAGGCGAGUGGAAUGCAAUGCUCGGCUAUCUGGCGGCGCUGUCCCAGGCCUGUCUGUACCAAGGGGGACUGGAGCUGGUGGUGGUGUUUAACGGUACGCUUGGGAAGGACCGCUGGCCGGAGUGGGCGCGGCGGGCGCAGGGGCAGCGACAGACCGCACAGCUCAUCGUCAACCAUGUCGGAAGCAAGGCGACGCCCCCCCCGCGGGCCUGGUUUCUGCCCCCGGCCUGCCUGAGCCACUGUGUCCGCCUCGCCAUGUUCCGGUUCCGAGUGCGGGUGGUGCAGACCCUGGAAGACCACCAUCAGGAGGUGCUAUCCCUGUACAGAGACUAUGGUUUUCAGGGUCUGAUUGCACAGGACUCAGAGUUUGCGCUAUGCAACGUUCCGACUUAUUUCAGCUCCCACGCUCUCAAGCUCUCCUGGAAUGGCAAGAAUCUGACCACUCACCAGUACCUGCUCUCAGAGGCAGCUCGCCAGCUCGGCCUCAAGACCCAGCACCUGCCCAUCUUUGCUGCUCUUCUUGGUAACCACAUUCUGCCAGAUGAAGACUUGGCUGCCUUUCAUUGGAGUCUGUUAGGCCCUGAACACCCUCUUGCCUCCCUAAAGGUAAGGGCUCAUCAGUUAGUGCUCCCUCCAUGUGAGGUUGUUAUUAAGGCUGUAUCGGAGUAUGUGGCAUCCAUCAAAGAUCUUGGGAAUUUAGAGUCGGUGGCCAAGGAUGUUUUCAAGCAGUCACAGUCACAAACUGAAGAUAAAAUUGAGAGGUUUAAGAAGGCAGUGGAAUACUUUUCAGCGGCCAGUAAACCAAGACCUCUCUCCAUGGGACCUUCUCCUUACCUCUUUCCUGGCUUUGGGCCUAGUCAGUUUAGCGGACCUCCAGGCCACAUGGGGGCAAUGCAGCCUGUAAAAGCUCAGUUUGGUCCACCCCAGGUGUCAGGUGUUAAGGUGCCUUAUCCAGGUGGGCUCUACGGACCCAGCCUUGCCAGUGGUCCAGCCCUUUUAUGCCAGAACCCAACUCAGCCUCUGCAGGACUGUAAUGACACACUAGUUGGGAAAAUGGGCUUUGCUGAUUGGUCUGCUCCAUAUGAUUCCUCUCAAGGUGGCAGCCGACAGCCCAAUCAUCACACUGCUGCUCCUACAGGCCCCUCCCCCUCAUCAUCUUCAUCUUCAGAUGGGGAGGAGCAGAAUGACACCAGCACUAAUCAUUUAGCUGACAAGUCUACAAGAUGGGAAGAUCCCAGUGGACGGGGCAGCAGUGGCUCUGGGGAAGGGCACCAUGGUAAUGGAAGUGGGCCGUCCAUUCCAUCAUUGCUGUCCAUGCCAACGCGGAGUCACAUGGACAUCACAACGCCACCCCUUCCACAGGUCAGUGCCGAGGUGCUGAGGGUGGCAGAACACAGACACAGAAGAGGACUCAUGUAUCCACAGAUCUACCACAUCCUGACCAAGGGGGAGAUGAAGAUGCCAGUGUGUAUAGAAGACGAGUGCAACCCCGACCUUCCUCCUGCUUCCCUACUUUUCCGUUCUGCCCGCCAGUAUGCCUACGGGGUGCUUUUCAGCUUGGCUGAGACCCAGCGGAGGCUGGAGAGACUGGCCAUGCGCAAGCGUAGUCCAAUUGACGUGCCUCCAGUGAUUGUAAAGGAGUGGUGUGCCAGUAAAGCUAAAUCUGCCCUGACCCCAGAGCUCGUUCCUGCCCUUUGUUUCCGCGAGUGGACGUGUCCCAACCUGAGGCGGUUGUGGCUGGGCAGAGCGUCUGAGGACCGUAGCCGCCGUACACGAGCCUUCCUAGCCUGCAUGCGCUCUGACUGCCCUGCCCUGCUCAACCCGACCUGUGUGCCAUCUCACCUGCUGCUCAUGUGCUGCGUGCUCAGGUAUAUGAUGCAGUGGCCGGGGGGUCGCAUUCUUCAGCGCCAUGAGCUUGAUGCCUUUUUGGCUCAAGCUGUGUCCAACCAGCUCUAUGAGCCUGACCAACUUCAGGAACUCAAGGUGGAGAAGGUGGAUAACCGUGGGGUGCAGCUGGCCUCUCUGUUCAUGAGUGGAGUGGACACUGCCUUGUUUGUAAAUGAUGUAUGUGGACAGCCCUUGCCAUGGGACCACUGCUGUCCUUGGGGCUUUUUCGAUGGGAAGUUGUUCCAGAGCAAGCUAGCUAAAGCCACCAGAGACCGAGCCUCCUUACUUGAUAUGUGUGAAGGCCAGGAGGAGCUGGUUUCGAGAGUGGAGAAGAUGCGCCAGUCCAUUCUGGAAGGCAUCAACCUGUCCCGGCCGCCUCCCCCACCUCCACCACUGCCACCCCCUGCAUUCCUCCCCCCUGCCAUGGUGCCCCCUUUCUACCCCAUGCAUCCUCUAUACCCUCCUCGCCCCCUGGGCUCUAUGCCUCCUCCUCCUCACCAUCACCACCAGCACCGGCCCAGGGCCUUCCCAGGAAUCCAGUCUAUACCUCCCCAGGGUGGCAAGCUGGAAAUAGCUGGCAUGGUUGUUGGUCAGUGGGCUGGGAACAAACCAGUCCGUGGCAGAGGCAAUAUGCAGGUGGUGUCAGUUGGAGGAAAAGGGGGUAAAGAAUUGAUACUGAAAGGAAGGGGAGGGAAGAAAGUGACCACCAACAGAACACAGACUCUGUCCUCUUCACCACCCUCCUCCAGCCCCCCGAAACUCAAUGAGGAUGCUAAAGCAGUGGGUCGGCCCACGGAGGGAACGGGGACCGUGUCGCAGCAGCUGAACGGCAGCUCUUCAGGAAGCGCAACUGGUCAAGCUCUUGACCUGCCACCACUGGCCCAGCCAAUCCAGUGUGCCUUAGCCAGCAGAGACAACCAGUCAGGAGAUGGGGUGGAGGUAGAGGCCUCUUGUUGCCUUGAUGACUGCCCAUCAGAUGGUGCACUACAGAAAGAGGAGUAAUUACAUCCCAUAAUGUAAUAAGAAUGAGAGAGUGAGAGGGAAUGAUCUAAGGUCGACUGCCUUUUCCUUGCAAAAUUGAAUAUUUAGGGCACAGUAGCCACUUUGUGUUGUCAUGGUGUAAUUUAUGAUGCUGGAAACGACAGAUGGACAGUGUCAGGAAUGCGGUCUAUGUGUCACCUUAAGAACCGGGUCUGGUUUAAAACUGAGUGAGUUUAAAUCACAACCCUUCGCCCAAACUGAAUCUUCGGGUUCUGGACCUCAUCCUUCCCACUGUCCCAUCAAUGUUGUAGCAUCGUGAAAAGCUCUCAAGUCUUUUUAUUUCGACAGUUUUCUUUUCAGACCUUAGUACAUUGACGUUGACCUUAUAUGUAUGAUUGCCUAAAAUAGCUACGAGAAAUCCGAAUUGCCCAAAGUGUAUUUGAAAAUUGACCUAAUCGAAAUACUUGCACGUGUCAAGUAGCACAGAAGCACCUGCUCUAAAGUUUCCACCACACAGCAAAGAAUCACACUAUUUGUACUACACAUGGCUGUGUCUGCAGUGUACCACACGGGGGAGGAUUCAAAUCAACACUGCCCUGAAUACAGUAGAUGAGUGGAAACUGACGGAGAACACUGGUUGUAUUUGUAUGUCACAGUGUGCAUUCACACACACAUGGUAGUCCUUUUUCUUUCUUUUUUUUUUUUGCAUAUUAUCAAAGAGUGAUUUGCAUGUGGAGAAGUUGCUAUUGUCUUCAGCACAGGGGCCACGGGCGACCUGAGAAGUCCAAGCUCAGAGAGGCGUACGAGUAACGACAUAUAAAUUGAAGGGAAAGAUUCGUACAGGUUACAAUCUGCAUCGCCUAGCUAGCUCUCCUCUGUUGUGUUCUCUCACAUGUAGACAAUCUUCUUUUAGGCCCACGUCCCCUUGAAGAUUCACAGCAGUACCCAAGUAGUUCUAAAAUCUAAAUAUUUAAAGCACCUUAAGCCUGAUAUUAAACAUAUGCAACCCCCCUCCCUCCUCGACUGAGGAAGAAAUACCCUUCAAAAUAGAUUGUAUUGUAACGUAAAGCACUUAAAAUAUUAUUUAUGAUAGUACUGCGCUAUAUAGAUAGUUAAUUGGUUAAUGUUAAGCAGCAGGCCAUCAUUUCUUUUGACAGUUUAACUGUCCAGAUACACUUUACCUUGCGUGUUGUUUACCAGUAUGACGUACAAAUCGACACCAACACAUUUGAAUGUGAGAACGGAGUGCGAGGUAAGCUGCACUUGGUUUUAAAACCGAAAAUACACUGGGUUGUCCUCGAACCAGGAUAAAGAGAAAUCGAGGCCUCUGGCAGAGUCAGGGAGGAAGCAGUGUGUUCGGAGAGAACCGUGAUACUGUUUGACAUCCCAGCCGUUUGUAUAUAGACCCAAAUGUACAUGAUCCCGUUACGCAAUGGCGUGAUUAAGGGGAGUGAUUUUAUCAGUGGUUGAGAAUGCACACAGUCCCUCAGACAAACCUGCCAUUUGAUAUCUCUCUGCUUUCACAACAUUUUGCUUUCGGAUUUUAGCAGCUCUGUUUUUUUUUUGGCCCCUCGUUCAUGUCUUCUCUGUGCCUUGUGCAUGUGUACCAUGUGGAUGCGUUUUUGUACAUGUGCAUUCUCCCACCAUCGCUAAAAUCAUUGUAGUUUUGUUACGGUCGAAAGAAAUGAAUCGAAUGAACCUUAGGAUUAACUUUUAUUGUGACAGUCAUUUAAAAAAAAAAAAAAAAAGUCUGUGCUUCACCAGACUGUUUCGUGAUCAGUCCGUCUCGUCUUGUUUUUGUGACAGUCCUUUGAACUCAUGCACUUCUAUGUUCAAAACAUUAUUUCUAUCGAGGCGAAUAGGCUUUAAAAUGAAACCGAACGGAACACCUUGAAGAUUAAAGCUGCGCUUGCCGUUAUAUUGACCAUUUUAAAUCAGAUGGGUAGGAGAUUAAUUUUACUUACAUGUUAAUGUUUUAAAUGCAUUUUAAAAACAAAAUACAUGUUUUGUACCAAUGACUUGUUGGACAUAAUGAAUGAGAAUUUAAUUUUAAGAAUAACUAAUACACUUGAGAGAGGCUAUUGCAUUUAAUCAUAGUUUAAGAUCUGUACAAUUGACAAUGUCAGGAUUAAAUCACAGCUUUCUAUUGAAGUUAUAAGAUGCACCUUAUUUUGUUAAGAAGUUAAUAUUAUAUUUAGUGCCACUAAAAUUAUAUCGAAAGCUCUUUUUAUGGAAGACACCCAUUAUAGUUACAUGUCUAUGUAUAUUCUGCAAAUUCUCACUAUUGAGGAACGGAGACAGAUCAGCCCGUCAGAAAUCUCAUGAUGACCUGAAGCAUGCAUUAUUAAUGCAGUUUGCUAUAAAAUAAGUAAAAAAAAAAACAUGACAAUGAUAUAUCGGUGUCAGAAUAUGACAAUACUGGACAUACCGGACAGACUUUAAACCAAGAAGAAUCUUGACCGUAGCGUGACGGGUAGUGUUGGUGAACUAACACACUACACCGUCGUGCACGCUAGAGCGUUUCAAACCUCAACCUUAGGUUGUCACAUUUAUUACACAGUAAGUACAGUAGUGCUAGUUUUCAAGAGAGGAUCUCCAGCAUGUUAGUGCUUAUGAACCUGCAUACGCACCCAUUAAUGGAAUUUCAGUUUCCUCAGAAUAACAGUAGAUCCUUUUAAAGCAUUCAGUCCUGUCCUGUCUGUGAGUAACAGCCGUUUCAGUUAGUUGGGUUUUUCUCUGUGUGUUUGUCAUUAACUCCUUCACAUUUAGUUAUAAGUGUAAUCUAUAAAAGGAACAGCAUAAACCGAAAUAUACAGACACACCAAAUAAAGAUAUAAUCUCUCUCUCGCACAUACACACAGUACCUUUUUUUUUUUUUUUUUAUACCUGUAGAGAGACAUCAGUUAGUAUGAGGGAGAAAAAUAAAAAAAGUUAAAUUUUGACACGUUCAGAUAUUCAUGUAUUUUCCAGUGUGUUAAUUUCUCUUACUAUUAUUUGGAUCCUGAAUUUAGUUUCAGAUGCUUGGUUCCAAAGUUAUCCUUUCCAAAGCUUCCCUGCUUUGCUGUUCUAGAUUGCUGCUUUAACUCUCAUUCAGACAUUUAUGGAGAUUCAUGUGAGAGUAAAAUAUAGACUAAGAAAUAUUUAGUGGAUGAUAUUUGGGUUGAAUAAGAAGGAUGCUCUGGAGAUCAGUGAGGUGUUAAUAAUGGCUCUUUUUUUCUCCAGAUGCUGGUCUUAAAACAGUUUAAACAUUUGGUCACAAAUGCAAAUCCCACUGGUUUGCCUUUUGUUUUUUGUUCUUUUUCACAGUUUUAUGGCCCAUGGACAUUCACGGUCACAAUAAGUUUAAGUGUUCUCCCUCUUCUUAGCUCUUGUCUCUGUUAAUUUUUUUUAUUCUUGCCGUUGUUUCCCCCGCAUCUUCUAUCCUUACAUUCUCAUACUAACAGUGAGAGAUCUGAACUUUUAUAAUUUGUCUAUUAAUCUGUCUGUAAGUAAUCUUAGACAAGAGUUGAUAACAUUUUCAACAGUGAAUUCAGAAAUUUAACCUUACAGUCUUUGGUUUCAUUCAGUUGUGAAAUUGUUUUUCUUCCUUUUUUUAUAUUAUUACAACAGCUACUCCUUUGACCGUUGCUACGUUUAGUAUUAAAAUUUGCUUAGCAAAUAUAACUAGAUAUUUUCAACUGUAAUGAUAGCAAUUUUCCUCACCUCUAUUUUGUAUGGCAUCGUUUCAGACCACUUCACCAUUAUGAUGUAAUUGUCACUCGUACCAAAUUUUGCUUCCUUUCCCACAAAGCAGACUAAUACACAUUUGUGCAACAUAUUAAUUUUCAACCAAAGUUAAUUUCUGGAAACUGCUUUUCCAGUAUGUAGUUAACAGUCUUGAUUCUCUUUCUGGAUCCUGUAUAUAUGAUUAUACAGCUACAUGUUUCUGUAAUUGAGCUUUUAGAAUACAUAAGGGGUCCGUGAUCAGAUACUUAAUAAAGAAAAUGUGAUGUUUACAUCUUUUUGGUGAAUAGUGGCUAAAUCUUGUAUCGUCCAGUUUCAAUGCUAAAAUGAAGAUUUCUUUAUUUCCUCUCAAGUGGAGUCUUGGACACAGCUCUUCAUAGCGAUUAACCCUAGAACACUUCUUCAGCUCCCAUGCACAUGUAUAUCGUCCCUCUGAAAAAAUGUAGCUUCAGUGUAGUCAUGGAUGGGUUAAGUGUGAACACAUACUGUAACCAUGCGCGCCCGCACACAACCAACAGCUAUUCUGGUAAAGAGUUUUGCCUGUGCAUUCCUGUAGAUUUGUGUCUGGACCUCAGAUCUGACUCAUGCUUUAUAACUGUAACCCCUGUAUCCUGGCUCUGCCGCCCUUCACUCCACAGGACCACUGGUGUGGUCAGGUUUGGAUCCUAGUCUGAUAACAGCAGUGUGUUGUGUACAGUGGCCCGCUGACAUCCUACAUUUUCUGAAAGUACGUAGCCUCUGUAUCUCGCCCUCUUUGCUUUUUAGCAUGUUCCUCCAAGACUGUCAAGUCGAUGCAUCCAUUUGUAGGCAACACAUUCUGUCAAUCCAUUCAUCAACACAAACGCAUUGAUGCAUGCAUCAAGAUCUCCAAAAGCUCCAAAAAACUUGUGAAGUGAAGGGUCAAGUUCAUUAUUAUUAUUGCUGUUAUGGUUAUGAUCGUUAUUAACAAUUUCUCAUUUUUAGUAUAAAGAAAGCACCUGAUUGUUUUGGAAAGAAACUUUUCUUUUUAAUUUGUCUUGCUGUUGUGGUCUGAUUUCACAGUGGAUUGGGGAGAAAGCCAAAAGGCUCAGAGAGAGAGAGAGAGAGAGAGAGAGAGAGAGAGAAAGUCAAAGUUGGCAGUCAUGUUUGUAUGGUUGGGAAAUGACUUACAGUGCUGAAAUAAAAUUUAUUCUUUUAGUAAA